AUGAAGCGCUUCGUCCUCCGCCGGCCGUCGUCCGUCGCUACGCGUCGCACUCGUUCCCGCGCGCCCCUCUCCACCCGCAGCUCUUCUUCGUCUGCGUCGUCUCCUCCUCCUCCUCCUCCUCCGACUCCGACGUACAAUGCGGACGCAGCUGCCCGUACGCUUAAGCUACUGGAACGCCGCAAGGUCUCGACGCUGGACAUGGGCAUCUACAAGCGCACGCAGAAGCGCAUCACUAUGGUCACAGCUUACGACUUCCCGUCGGCAGUGCACGUGGACUUGGCGGGAUUUGAUGUGUUGCUGGUGGGCGACUCGGUGGGAAUGGUCGAGUUGGGGAUGGACACGACGAUUCCAGUGACGCUGGACGACAUGAUCCACCACACACGAGCGGUGAAACGCGGAGCCAGUCGUCCGCUAGUGGUCACGGACAUGCCUUUUGGCACGUGUGAAGGAGCGCCGUUUGAAGCGCUGAAGAAUGCUCAACGUCUGAUGAAGGAGGGUGGCGCUGACUGCGUGAAGAUUGAAGGAGGCAAGGAACGUGCAGAGACGAUCAAGACCAUUGUCGAUGGAGGCAUUGCUGUGAUGGGCCACAUCGGACUUCGUCCGCAGCACAUCAGUGUCCUGGGAGGAUUCCGCGCUCAAGGCCGUACAGCUUCGCAAGCACGAUUGAUCAUCGAGGACGCUUUGGCCGUGCAAAAGGCAGGUGCAUUUGCUGUAGUGCUUGAAUGCAUUCCAUCGGCUGUAGCCAAGGCCGUAACGAAGCUGCUCAGGAUCCCAACAAUCGGCAUUGGCGCUGGUCCGGAAACGGAUGGCCAGGUGCUAGUCUUCCAUGACCUGCUGGGUAUGCUCCAGCACCCACACCACGCACAAUUUGUUCCCAAGUUUUGCAAGCGCUAUGCUGAUGUUGGUGAACAAAUUCGCAUCGGCCUUGAGAACUAUCGUGACGAUGUGGAGAGCGGCCGUUUCUCAAGCGAUGCGUAUUCCCCGUACAAGAUGUCAGAAGAAGAAACCCAGAAGCUGCACGAUAUGGUAGCCAACGAAUACAGCCAAAAGAAUCGCGACGAACGCGACGAAGAAACGCUUCUGGAGGUCACGAAGGUCUACUGA
Hyaloperonospora brassicae is the source of this 1104-nucleotide messenger RNA. Lineage: Eukaryota; Oomycota; Peronosporomycetes; Peronosporales; Peronosporaceae. The record is from the annotation of a GenBank genome assembly.